AUGGAUUAUCCACAAUGUCAAAUAGCGAAUAGGCUUUUGUUUGUACUAUUGUGUCUCGGUUCUGUAAGACUUGAAUCACAACAACGUUAUACCCAACGGGCACUUCAAGAAGCAUUGGCAAAACUAUCUAUGCAGCAGAAGGGUGUGAAGAUCUUCCCUAGGCCAACUGCGGGAUCACUUCGACCUAUUGUUCAUGGACAAACACUUGAAUACAACAUGAAAGUCCAUGCUGGGAGGGGAUUUUCUCUUGAAGAACUGAAAGCAUCUGGUGUUCCCAAGAAACUAGCACCAACCAUUGGCAUUGCUGUUAAUCAUCGCCACAGGAAUAGAUCCUUACAAGGUCUCCAAACCAAUGUCCAGAGGCUCAAGACUUACAAGGCUAAGCUUGUCAUCUUUCCAAGUCGUGCUAAGAAAGUCAAGGCUGGUGAUUUUAGUGCAGAGGAACUUGCUACUGCCACCCAGGCAGAGGCGGAUGUAGUCUGUUAAUGACGGGUUCAACUGAA
Messenger RNA from Nicotiana attenuata, 503 nucleotides. RefSeq names its product 60S ribosomal protein L13-1-like. Gene Ontology annotation, biological process: translation. Gene Ontology annotation, molecular function: structural constituent of ribosome; RNA binding. The record is from RefSeq and is a predicted model, not a curated record. Gene Ontology annotation, cellular component: ribosome; cytosolic large ribosomal subunit. NCBI's taxonomy places the organism in Eukaryota, Viridiplantae, Streptophyta, Magnoliopsida, Solanales, Solanaceae. Bases 1 to 486 code for a protein of 161 amino acids. The transcript is spliced from 6 exons.